GNAUGAGCAUCGGCCUACUUUCGACCCCAGGAGCCGUCGGCGUGUGAUCUCUCGGUGACAACGGUGUGGUGUACGGCCUGGCCGUGCCUUUGUUCUGAGAAGGAACGCUACCAUCCGGCUAUUGGGCUCGCCUUUUUGACAUGGUCCCCACCCUCGAACCUGCUCUCGCCCUUUAAACCCAUCCGUCCUACCCAUGUCCAGUGGAGCUAGCUCAUCCAACAUGCCCGGGCCCGCCUCACCCCCCGCCCAACUCUUGGUGGAUAUUGGCUCAGGUCGGCCGGAAUCUAACGGGCUGGAUUACGCCCCCUUAGACGGUCAAGAUGGCGCGCCCACCCUCGAGCCCGCAGCCACCGUCAUCCAGUCGAUUCCGGGCGACACGCAUCCGGUGGACGUGCACGUGUCCAUAUUGAAUGAAGCCUCCACCUCCGGGGUCCGCAUCCCCUCUUAUCAAAAUCAAACCGCGGCCGAUAUCGAGUCCGGUCGGUCCCGUCUAGAUUCCGUGGGUUCAUUUUCUUCGGGUGCGUCCGACGAGGCGUUGCUCUCGAGCACUUCUGGCACUGUGUCAGCCCCGGCAGGUACGGUCGGACCGGCCCCGGCUUCACCGCGCCGCCCGGCCCCCGCCUCUCAUUUUCCCCGACGCGAAAAUCUACCCCUGCUUCGCGGUCGACACCACGCUCGACAUCAGUACGAGGAGAUUGACGAACAUCUGAAUAAUUUUCCCGAUGAUCCCCAUUUCACGGAAUUGAUCCGACAAGCCGAGUUGGCCAUUGACAAUGGAAUUCUCCCUGAGCGCAUCUACCAGGGGAGCAGUGGAAGUUAUUUCGUUAAGAACCCGGACGGCAAGGUCAUUGGUGUGUUCAAACCCAAAGACGAGGAGCCCUACGGACGAUUGAACCCCAAGUGGACCAAAUGGAUGCAUCGUUUGUGCUGUCCGUGUUGCUUCGGACGGUCGUGCCUGAUUCCAAAUCAGGGUUACAUGUCAGAGGCUGGAGCUAGUCUCGUUGACCAAAAGUUGGGUCUUGAUGUGGUUCCGAAGACGAAGGUGGUCAAUCUGGCGAGUGACACAUUUAACUACCUCCGAAUCGAUAUUGAAAAGGCCAGAGCCAAACGAAUGGUUUACGAGCAUUUCCCUAAAGUUGGAAAGCGUUUUCACCGCCUCGGACUUCCACCCAAGGUCGGAUCAUUUCAAACGUUUGUCGAAGGAUAUAAAGACGCUGACCAACUUCUCAGGCGAUUUGAGGUCGAGCCUCUCUCGGAGGCGGUUAGCAAGGACUUUCAAUUUCGCUUUGAGCAAUUGGUCGUCCUUGAUUACAUCACACGAAAUACGGACCGUGGCAAUGACAAUUGGCUCAUCAAUUAUGAAAGACCAGAUCUGAAAAGUGAUAAUUCCUCGACCACGACAGGGGAUGCCGAGGCUGGACCGAGUAGUGGUAGUGGUGUAGAGAGUUGGGGAUUGGUUGAACCCUCGAAAAUUGACAUCGCUGCCAUAGACAACGGCUUGUCGUUUCCUUUUAAGCAUCCUGACUCGUGGCGUACGUAUCCGUAUCACUGGGCUUGGCUACCCUACGCCAAGGUGCCGUUCUCAAAAAAAGUUAAAGAUCUGGUUCUUCCCAAAUUGGCAGACAUGAAUUUUGUCCAAGAUCUCUGUGAUGAACUCUACAACCUGUUCAAGACCGACAAGGGAUUCGACCGCCAUCUAUUUGAGAAACAAAUGAGUGUCAUGAGAGGUCAGAUCCUGAAUCUAACGCAAGCUCUCAAAGACGGAAAGAGUCCCCUUCAGCUUGUGCAAAUGCCUGUGGUAAUAGUGGAGCGAUCCCGAGGCCAUGUUGGGACGACGGAACGUUUCCGGAGCUUCAGUGACACGUUCACCCAACGAUUCCAAAGCAAAUCGCCCUUCUUCUCGUGGUGUUAGGGGCAUCUGCCCCCUAUUGGACGUAAUUAAACAUCGUUUUAGGGCAUCUCGGAUGAAUUGGCGAAUUCAAACGUAUGAAGAAUUCACAUCCGAAAAAACAAGAAAAAAAGAUAUAUCAAUAUGCAAAGUGUCGUCCAAUCGUGGUUUGUCACUUCUUGUACUAUUGUUGGAUUACAGAUGGGCCUCAGGACCUUGGUUUGCUUGGCAACUGGCUGUUUGGUCUAAUUUCAUCAAAAAAAAAAAGAUAGUGGUGUCCGUUUGUCAUAUUUUAAUAUUACUAUUUCACGAUUAUCGUCUUCAAAACAAUAUCUAAUCCUAAUGUAAUCUAUUUUGUGAUAGAGAUUCAAUACAUUGUUCCCCCUGGUCAA
Messenger RNA from Tigriopus californicus, 2280 nucleotides. RefSeq names its product phosphatidylinositol 4-kinase type 2-alpha-like (gene Pi4KIIalpha). The record is from RefSeq and is a predicted model, not a curated record. The transcript has 6 exons. Gene Ontology annotation, molecular function: 1-phosphatidylinositol 4-kinase activity. Gene Ontology annotation, cellular component: trans-Golgi network; endosome; lysosomal membrane. NCBI's taxonomy places the organism in Eukaryota, Metazoa, Arthropoda, Copepoda, Harpacticoida, Harpacticidae. Gene Ontology annotation, biological process: endosome organization; Golgi organization; phosphatidylinositol phosphate biosynthetic process. The coding region runs from base 194 to 1912 and encodes 572 amino acids.